This is a messenger RNA of Varanus komodoensis (Komodo dragon), 1185 nucleotides long. RefSeq names its product mitochondrial ribosomal protein L4 (gene MRPL4). The record is from RefSeq and is a predicted model, not a curated record. Gene Ontology annotation, molecular function: structural constituent of ribosome. Lineage: Eukaryota; Metazoa; Chordata; Lepidosauria; Squamata; Varanidae. The transcript is spliced from 9 exons. Gene Ontology annotation, cellular component: ribosome. Gene Ontology annotation, biological process: translation. The coding region runs from base 180 to 1085 and encodes 301 amino acids.
UGGCCAUGAGGAACGCGGCUGCGUUUAUCUCCUCACUGUGUCUUUAAAAAUAGGCAAUCGAUGUGCGCGCGAAAAGAGCGCUUCCGAGUUGAUGUCAUCAGAGCGCCGGAAGUAGGCCUACCUACUGCCCCGCAUGUGCUGCUCGCGUAGCCCGGCGAGGCACCGAAGCCGCCGGCGCGAUGAUGCGGCUCGGUGUCCUGUCGUUGAGUCGGGCAGCUCCGUCGCGGCUUUUGUCUACGCUGUCAAACCAGACUGGCAUUCUGGGCAACUCCACUGUUUCCACUAAUGUGGUAGAUGCAGCUUUACCAAGAGAGACACAUCCUGAGGUGGUCUGUGGUGACCCGAUCCUACGGAAAUGCAACAUUGCCAUUCCCAAGCACCUCACACCUGUCCAGGCCUGGGUGGAGUCUCUGAAACAUUAUGAUGCCAAGCACAUAGGGCUGACAGACUUGCAUCCUGAUGUGUUUGCAGUAAUGCCACGCAUCGACAUCCUACACACGGUGGUCACCUGGCAGCGGAAUUUCAAGAGAAUUAGCUACGCCAAGACGAAGUCGCGUGCGGAGGUGCGUGGUGGAGGCAGGAAGCCCUGGGCGCAGAAGCACACCGGACGGGCCCGGCAUGGCAGCAUCCGGUCACCGUUGUGGCGUGGUGGUGGUGUGGCCCAUGGCCCCCGUGGCCCCACCAGCUACUACUACAUGCUCCCCAUGAAGGUGCGUGUCCUGGGCCUCAAGGUGGCCCUGACGACCAAACUGGCACAGAAUGAUCUUCAUGUUGUAGACUCUCUAGAGAUGCCAACCUCAGACCCCCAAUAUCUCCUGGAUCUGGCCCACUAUAGGCACUGGGGAGCAUCCGUGUUGAUCGUGGACGUCAAUGAGAUUCCUGAGAACAUCAAGCGUGCAGUGAGUGAUGUGAAGACCAUCGCAGUCCUGCCAGCCAUAGGUCUUAAUGUGUACAGCAUGCUCAAGUAUCAAACCCUUGUGCUCACCCUGGAUACCGUCUCCUUCCUGGAGAAGAAGCUGCUGUGGCAUGACGUGCGAUACAGACCACUGUACCCCUUCCACUUGCCCUACAGUGACUUUCCAUAGCCUUAGUGGCAAAGAUGGGGCACGUUUCCUCUCAUUUUCUGCACCUGAAGAAGCAUCAUGUUUGUUCAGUGUGAAAUUAAAGUUGUCUGUGAGAGUUAUA